AUGAGUGAUUUAAAGGUCGGAGUUGUUAUUCCUGCUGCAGGACGUGGAACUAGGCUAGGGGGCCCAGUGUCAAAACAGUAUCGCAAAAUUUUAGAUAAACCGCUUCUUAUGUACUCACUUGAAGCAUUCCUGGAUAUAACAUGGAUCAAUAAAAUAAUAUUGGUGGUAGAUAGUAUGGAAAAGGUUCAAGCAAUGUUGCAAGAGUUUGGUUAUGAAACUUCCCCUAGAAUUGUAUUAGUCAAAGGAAGAGAAACUCGCCACCGUUCAAUUAAAGCUGGUGUUCUGGAGUUACAAAAACAGUUCUCUGAUGAAGUGAAUGUUGUGGUGGUUCAUGACGGAGCACGACCUAUAGUACCACCGUCUCUGGUGAUGGAGCUAGUACGAGGCGCAGAACAGCACGGCGCGGCUGGCGCAGUCAGACCUCUAGUGUCCACUGUACUGCGUGUCACAUCUGACAGUUUCCUGGCUGACAGCCUAGAUCGUUCCUUGCAUGUCGCAAGUGAGACCCCUCAGGCUUUCCAGCUGGAAAUAUUAACAAUGGCUUACAACAAGUGUUCAGAAGAGGACCUUAAUCAUGGCACAGAAUGUCUUGCGUUAGUUCUAAAGUACUGUGGAACAAAGGCCAAACUGAUCCCAGGUCCAGAGGAUCUUUGGAAAGUCACCCAUAAACAAGAUCUUUAUCUGGCUGCUGUGACCAUAAAACGGAAAAACAACAAUGUAUGCAUCAUCAGCACUGAGAAGAAUGCAAUUAUUAAUACUCUAGUUGACAGUCUUAACAUAUCUGCGGCCCAGACUGUGCGCCAUGUUGUUUCACCAGAAGAUACUGACUCCAACAACACUGAUCAACACACUUUCAACAUUGUCAUCUGCUUCCAUCAGCAGGAGAUACAGGAUACCCAGCUUGUAGAUUUUGCUCCUAUGUUAGACACUGUAAACCAGGGUCUAAUAAUCCAUGUGAUUUGGAAUGCCAGUGUGGAGGGUCUACAGACCAAGAGUGUUUACAGUCUGCAGAAGUCUGGGCGUAGCAUGUCUCAUCAUUAUGACAAACUGCGCAAAGGUGUUGUGGUAAUACACUGCAUCUCAGGGAAUGAGGAGAGUCAACUCAUUUCACUUCUAACAACUCUUGUUCAAGCUGAUCCAUUAACCUUCUCUGGACAGACCCUAUUCAUCUGA
Molecule: messenger RNA, 1173 nt
Organism: Macrosteles quadrilineatus (aster leafhopper)
Lineage: Eukaryota; Metazoa; Arthropoda; Insecta; Hemiptera; Cicadellidae
Product: D-ribitol-5-phosphate cytidylyltransferase-like
Exons: 7
Coding region: 1-1173 (390 amino acids)
Biological process (GO): protein O-linked glycosylation via mannose; isoprenoid biosynthetic process
Cellular component (GO): cytosol
Molecular function (GO): D-ribitol-5-phosphate cytidylyltransferase activity
Source: RefSeq, a predicted model, not a curated record